ACACGUCGACACGCUGUGAGAUGAGCUAACACAGUGCAGCCUGAGUGCAACUCAACACAUAUUGUCAAUAAAACUUUCCAGACGGACUCAAACAUAUUUUUUUCUGACUGCAUCCUGAAAAGUUUAAUUUAAUUUGUUUAUUUAAAACCGUAACUUUGAGUUUCGUCUUUAAUCCGGCCGGACUGAGGUCAGUAAACAUCCACCGACGUUUGUUUUGACAGCAGGUUUCAGGCUCUCCUGUGAGUGUGUAAGGAUGAAUGAAGAAGAGCUGGUGGAGUACUUCAGGGCUCAGAUGAGGAAAGAUCCGGACAUGGCCUCUGCUGUGGCUGCUAUCCGCACCCUGCUGGAGUUCCUCAAGAGAGACAAAGGUGAGACGAUCCAGGGUCUGAGGGAGAGUCUGACGGGGGCCACAGACUGCCUGACAGGAGUCGACUCCUCUGUGGCCGUGUCCUCAGGAGGAGAGCUCUUCCUGCGCUUCAUCAGUCUCACAUCACUGGAGCACGAGGAUCUGUCCCGCUGCAAGAAGGUGAUGGAGGAGAGAGGAGAACUGUUUCUAGACAAGAUCUCGAUGUCCAGGAACAAAGUGGCGAAGCUCUGUCACACCUUCAUCAAAGACGGCGCUAAAAUCCUGACUCACUCGUACUCCAGAGUCGUCCUCCGGGUUCUGGAAAAAGCUGUAGAUGAGAAGAAACGCUUCUCUGUCUACGUGACUGAAUCGCAGCCUGACUCAGCCGGGCGGCAGAUGGCAGACGCUCUGAGAAAACUCAAUGUGCCAGUAACUGUAGUCCUGGAUGCAGCUGUGGGGUACGUCUUAGAGAAAGUAGACCUGGUUAUCGUUGGUGCAGAGGGAGUCGUUGAGAGCGGAGGCAUCAUCAACAAGAUCGGCACUUAUCAGAUGGCCCUGUGCUCUAAAGCUCACAACAAGCCUUUCUACGUCGUGGCAGAGAGUUUCAAAUUUGUCCGUCUCUACCCGCUCAACCAGCAGGACGUGCCCGAUAAAUUUAAGUACAAAGCCGACACCCUGAAGACGGUACAGAACCUGUCAGAGGAGCAUCCGAUGAUCGACUACACGCCUCCAUCCCUCAUCACCCUCCUCUUCACUGACCUGGGAGUCCUCACCCCGUCGGCUGUCAGCGACGAACUCAUCAAACUUUAUUUAUAACUCUCAAUAAAAUCCAUUUCUCAAAAGGUAAACAAA
This is a messenger RNA of Epinephelus moara (kelp grouper), 1198 nucleotides long. RefSeq names its product eukaryotic translation initiation factor 2B, subunit 1 alpha (gene eif2b1). The record is from RefSeq and is a predicted model, not a curated record. Lineage: Eukaryota; Metazoa; Chordata; Actinopteri; Perciformes; Serranidae. Gene Ontology annotation, molecular function: guanyl-nucleotide exchange factor activity; translation initiation factor activity. The transcript is spliced from 9 exons. Gene Ontology annotation, biological process: translational initiation. Gene Ontology annotation, cellular component: eukaryotic translation initiation factor 2B complex. Bases 254 to 1162 code for a protein of 302 amino acids.